AUGGCGCUUAACAGACUGUGCUUUGUGUUCGCGAUAUUGACGUGUGUUUCGGCUAUAGUUGGCCCGGCAGCUAAUAGCUCUAAAGUAGUCGUUGUUACUAAAGCAGAUACUUACCUCGACGCGUAUUCGAAAUCGCGAGUAGACGCAGAGGAAGCUAAGAAAGGUGUUGUUAUAGUAACGGCCAGAGACGGCGAAAAGAAACUGACAAAUCGUGAUGAUAGUUACAGUGGAUACGAUUACACGCCAUCGUAUUCAAGCGGUGAUAGUUACUCAUCAGGACCAUCGAACAGCUAUUUGCCUUCAAGCAACCAUGGGCCGGUGAAAUUUGAGCCAGAAAUCACGUAUAAUGCUCCCGCGAAUACAUACGGGCCACCGUCUUCAAGCUAUGGACCUCCAUCAUCCAAUUACGGUCCACCUUCAAGCGGCCCAUCGCCUAGCUAUGGUCCACCACAAUCUUAUGGGCCUCCAACACCUGUAUAUGGGCCUCCAAUACACAAACCCUCACCUCCGCCCUACGGUCCACCUCUGAAACCGUUCUAUGGUGUCCCAUACACCGCGCCCGGUCUCAGUUUCUUCGACAAAUUAUCAUUAAAGUUAGACAUCCUGACCAUCGCUAAACUGAUGCUUAAGUUCCUUAUAUUCAAGAAGAUUGUUACCAUGAUCGCUGUAGUGUGCAUGCUACUCGUUAUACCUAAAUUAAUAUCUUUUAAAAAAGAUAAAACUGGUGACGAGGGCGGCGAUGAAGAUGAACGUAGAUUCGGUGGAAGACAUCUUAUGGAGUUAACCUCAGCUCAACAAUUAUUGGACCGCGCGAUGUAUGUGUACGGACACCAGCGGCCGGACUGCGGGUUCGCGUGUCGCGUGAGACGCGUUUUAGACGAUGUAUACGAAUAUCAACCUUAUUUCAGAUUGCACCUUGCUCAUUACUAA
This is a messenger RNA of Danaus chrysippus (African queen), 930 nucleotides long. Lineage: Eukaryota; Metazoa; Arthropoda; Insecta; Lepidoptera; Nymphalidae. The record is from the annotation of a GenBank genome assembly.